CCAGUUGACUAUUCCGGUGUUCAUUCAGUAUCGCCAAAAAAAGCUAGUUACUCUUAUUAUUUUUUAACCAAACAUUAUACAUAAGCGGUAUUUGGCUAACUAGCGCCCGAGUUUCUGACUGCUAAUCCGACGGAAUGAUGGAGAAACUAUUGAAGAUUCCAAAGGCUACUGGCAAUGUGUUGGCACUCAGCAUUGCGGAAGUUCUCUUGGCACUUGUGGGAUUCGCGGCAAAUUUCUACAACCUGUUUUACGGGAUCGUAUCAGCGGGAGAGAGUAUUCCGAUUGGCCAGACGCUGAUCUUCAUCGUUUCCAUCCCGUUGUACGGACUACCGCUGGUAUGCGGUGCCCGGUUUAUGCUGGCCAGUGUGCGACUAUUGCGUGGCCGGAGAAAUUCCGGCUUCUUCGGUGAAGGUGUCCGCAACAUUCCCGCGUGGCAGUUCGGAUUGUGCCAGCGUUUGGCUCUUAUGGGCAGCGGCACGUGCCUGCUGGCCCUGGUUCUUGCGUGGUUCUGCGAGGUCGGGUUGGCCGCUAACCACCUCCUCUUGUCGGCCAAACUGGACGCCUUGUUUCCCAAACCUGACACUACACCCAAACCCAAACUGGAAGCGUGGGCAGCCGUUCAGCAAGCAUUCCAGGCGGACCUCACCGGACAGAUGGUUAUGCUGGCAGCGGUUCUGAUACAGAUCGCCGCUGUCAUCGUCGUGGUCUUCAUUAUUCGACAAAGUAAAUCCGUCCGAGAGGAGCUGGAGGCGGCUGGGCGGAACGCGGAUGAUCGCAAGGCCUCCAAGGAAGAGCACAAGCUGCUGGCGCGUUCGAAGGAGUGUAACGGACCACCGCCAGCGUACAGUGACGGAAAAAUGAAAAUGACCGUGUAGGACCAAUGUGACCUUUACCUGGAGGCUUUACCGUUGAGUUCGCAGUUAAUGACCUUUAACAGAGAAUCCUUGAACAACUGUACGGUUUACGUGCCUUUAGAGAAUCUUUCAUUAAAAUUCGAGUUCAUAAUAGACCGUGCUUAAAUACUCUUCUCGAUAUCUGUAUUACGGCUUUUAUGAAUUUUUCAUAGUACGUCUUCUGCCUCAAAUUUUAUAUUAAAACAUAGUAAUCUUGUACGGGUGCUUCGAUGCCCUAGAACUUCACCUGU
Messenger RNA from Paramacrobiotus metropolitanus, 1144 nucleotides. RefSeq lists its product as uncharacterized. The transcript has 2 exons. The coding region runs from base 135 to 875 and encodes 246 amino acids. Lineage: Eukaryota; Metazoa; Tardigrada; Eutardigrada; Parachela; Macrobiotidae. The record is from RefSeq and is a predicted model, not a curated record.